Alosa alosa (allis shad) is the source of this 3610-nucleotide messenger RNA. It is a transcript of the gene tmpob, whose product is annotated as thymopoietin b. The transcript has 6 exons. Gene Ontology annotation, molecular function: DNA binding. Bases 451 to 1515 code for a protein of 354 amino acids. The record is from RefSeq and is a predicted model, not a curated record. NCBI's taxonomy places the organism in Eukaryota, Metazoa, Chordata, Actinopteri, Clupeiformes, Clupeidae.
UAUUCAAAUGUAAACAUUUGAGGCGCGCAAUGAUCGGAUCGGAUAUAGUUUAUAGCUUCUUAUGAGGACAAAUAACCUUAAUGCAUACAAAAUAGUGUUAGUAACACAAAUAGCUUCAACUCUGACGCGUAUGUGCAGUUCUUAGGCGAGUUUAUGUAGCAAAGUGUUAGCUAAAGUCGAGAUUCUAGCGUACCAGUUCGCUUUUUUGCUAGUCGUGUUCGCACGUUUUUGUUGUUGUUACACCGCUUGUUAGCUAACUAGCUAGCGACAAUGUUGGGUAAGCUUUAAUAAGUUUUUAGCUUUCAGGUUGAUUACAUUUCUGCAGUUUGCAGAACUUUUAAAUUAGCACAUCGUAAAUUGAGGCACUCAACCAGGUAGUUAGUUGACGUCCGGGAAUUGCUUAGGUGUUAUAUACGGUGGCACGGGUAGUUAGCGUUUGAGCAACCGGUUAUGGCGGAAUUCCUUGUAGACCCGUCAGUUCUCACGAAAGAGAAACUCAAAAGUGAGUUGCUAGCUAAUGAUGUCACUCUCCCAAGUGGAGAACAGAAGAAAGAGGUGUACGUUCAAUUAUAUUUGAAGAACCUGACUGUCCUAAACAAGAAGACUCCUCCCCAAGACACUUUUUCUAGUGAUGAUGAACUGCCGACUCCCGUGGUCUCCAAUCGGACUCGGUCCUCGGGAAGGAAAGCUUCCAGAAAGACAGACAAACUUCAAACAGAUGAGGUUGACAUUUCAGUCCUCUCUGAUGAAGAUCUGAAGGACCAGUUACUUAAACAUGGAAUUGAUGCAGGUCCCAUCGUAGCCUCAACCCGCAGACUUUAUGAGAAAAAGCUAGAGACAGUUCUAGAUGGAACUGCGAACGCCACAUCAGGUCCUCCAGAGCCUACCACCUUGAAGGCUGAUGGCAGUCAGAAUGGAAACACAAACUCUGUGCAAGAUCACUACAGUGAUAAGGAGGAAGAGGAAUCAUCCCCGCCGGAGCCAGCCCCUGUUGUUAGCAAGCCGGUCAGGAGCCGUAGCAAGACUCCAGUUACAGUGAGGACCAGUAGCAGACGGCAAAAUAAGGUGGAGGAAAAGGUACCAGCUGCAGAUGAGACGGCAGUGAUUGAGGAAGAUGUUUUAAAGGAAAUGUUCCCUGGUCAGACUGCCACUCCUACAGGAAUCAGUGCCACUUGUCGAAGGCCAAUUCACGGAGCAGCAGGAAGGCCGGUAAAGCCCUUAAACCUCUGGAGAGAAGAAACCCUCCAGCAUCAUGGCACUUACACAGAAACCAGCUCCAUCCUGCAGGGCCACUCCGCCGUCGAAGCUCCCCCCUCUCAGGGCUCCCGUGUGGGCCGCUGCCUCUCACUGCUCCUGAGGCUGCUGGUUCUCCUCACCGUGAUUGCAGCCGUCUACUACACCUACCAGAAUGUGGACAGUGAGCACAUCAACUACGUCCGCAGCCUGGUAGACAGCACCGGCAUCCCCGCCCUGCUCACUGGAGGUGAGAGUUCAGCAGACCAGAGCAGCGAAUGACUGCUGCCCGUACCUCACCCAGCCAUGGGCUCCACCUCAAACUGCCCCUCAUGAUAUUAUUAAUGGGUUGUCUCUCCCCAGCAGUCGGCAGCUCACCUGAAUGGUAACAACAGCCUCGGUUAAGUCUUUGACAAAGUAGUUUUUAACCAUCAUGUGUGCAGAUUUUCGUUUAACUUGGUUUGAACUGUUUUCUUAGCUUUUUUCUAAAACAGGUAAUUAUGCAUGGUUGGUCUAUGUAUUUGUGACUGUCAGUCAUGUCUUUAGCACUUCAGAGUAAUCUUUAAAAUAGAAAGCUGUUGAAGACCUUUGCAUGACCUUUGUUGUUAACUAAGGGCUUACACAUACAUUUGUUUUUAGUUUUUACAUAUUGUGCUUUCAGUGUCGUAUUUUUAAGUGUUGACAACUGAUGAAUUUGACCCAACAAGUUUAUUUAAGAUAACCUGAUGCCUCUGCCACAACAACAUCGGUCAUGUUAGUUAAAACCAAAUAUAUAUAUAAACCAAACAUGAGGAUCAUGACAUUUGACAACAUUAUUUUCUUUUUUUCCUCAAAGACAUCAAAUUAAAGAAAAAUUCUGAUAAAUACAGCACCUCUAAUACCACCCUACUAUUCAACUACUUUAUGCUUUUCUCCAAUAACAACAAUGAUUUGGGGGGUGUUUAUUUUACUUGGUAGUUUUCCCCACACUUACCGAGUUGCAAUAACUGCUCACAGAGUAGCAGCACUAGCACGGUAAUGAUAUUGACUCCAUCUAUACGUCUGGAAUUGAUGCUACCAAAGUUUACGCUGUCUCUACAUUUAAAUCCGUGUUAUUGGGGCUUUGCCACGGUUUCUGAAAUGGUUACCAGGCACGUUCUGUAAUUUUAGCCACUAAUGAAUGCACUGGCCAUUUAUUUUUAAGUCUUACAGAGUGGAAUCUGAAAAGCUGAAUUACUGGUAGUCAUGUUGAAUGUGUCAACUUGUAUGAAUUUAGUGUUUUCUCCUUUUUAUGUCGGCAUAUGUCAGCAACAAUGACAUGAUGGUAAAUAAAAUGUGUGCUUCUUCAGUUUUUUGUUACUGAAAGCACAUCUAACAUCCUACUUACACAUUUCCAUGCAAUGCACAAACAAUCACAAUUAAAUUAUCUGAAAAUAAUCCUUACAAUUAAAGAAGAAUAUUGCAGCUUGUCCAACAUCAUGGUUGCCAGUGUGUGCAAAAUAAUUUGGGGGAGAGUACUAGCCUGCAAUCUACUGUAUCUUCUAGUGUGCUUUAACUAUACAAAUAUUUUUUAGAUAAUCCUUCAAUUUGAAUGUGGCUUGAAAAUGACUUUAGGGCAUACAUUUAACUGUUGUGAUGGGUCAGAUUUAUUCAGCUGAUUGAAAAAGUCUGUCCUUGCCCCAUGUAGCUUAAGGUAUUUGUGAGGGGCAUUUCAGUAGUCUUCAUUUAGGGUAAAUCAAUGGCUGUUAAAUAAAACGGCCAACCGUGAUGUUAGCCAACUAGACAUUUGGCAGGAAUUAACAAAGAUCAUUUGUAAACAUGUUUUAGGUAACUCCUUUUGUGUUUACGUAGUUCAAUUGAACACAGAUUUAAAGGAAAGCACAGUGAUGGAGGUAAUAUGUUUGUUAGGCAACAGACUGCACUGAUCACGUCUUGUUUGAGUUUUACUGUUUGUGAUGUAGCAUUUUUAUUUUCUGUGAACCAAAAUGUACUACUGUAAAUACAUGUACCUGUAGCCCAGUUGACCACUCUGGCCGAAUCAUUUUUCUUCUUGCUUUUCUACUGAACAUCUGAUUGUGGACUUUACCACCUGAAUCCAAGUCAAAAUGACUUAACAUGAAGAAUCUUGUGUAAUACAGAUGGCAUGUUUGUACUGUUUUGGUAGCUGUGAAUUGUCUUUGGUUUUAUAUUUUUGUAAGUGGCUUGAGCAAAACUACUGACUUUUUAAAACAAAUGUAUCCAUUAUUUGUAGUCAAUGCAGAAAUUACACAAGCAGUGUCUUCAACAGCAUCUUUGUAGUUUUAAUUUUGGAAUUGACCAUUGUUGGAGGUUGUUAUAUAAUUUGUUUUCUGUGUGGGUGCGCACAUGUAAAUGUCAGCCUAAUAAAAACUAAACAUCA